Molecule: messenger RNA, 8233 nt
Organism: Oenanthe melanoleuca
Lineage: Eukaryota; Metazoa; Chordata; Aves; Passeriformes; Muscicapidae
Gene: LRRTM2
Product: leucine rich repeat transmembrane neuronal 2
Exons: 2
Coding region: 1284-2837 (517 amino acids)
Cellular component (GO): extracellular matrix
Molecular function (GO): protein binding
Source: RefSeq, a predicted model, not a curated record
CACACCCAGCUCUGCAGGGACAGCUCUGUGCCCCAAACCCACAGCAGAGCUGCUCCAGACCCAGCCUGCAGCCAGGGGCUCCUGGAGGUGGUGUCCCCCUCUCUGGGGACACACACAGCAGGACAUUGUGGGUGACCACAAGGAAGCCCUCACACAGCUCCAAGCCCCGACUGGAAAUGCCAAUCUCACCAUUUCCUCCCUGAACUCCAGCACCCAGGAAAAGCAAGUACAAAAGCCACCGUUUGGGAGGAGAAAAUAGAUUUUCUAGUUUCAUAACCGCACGCUGUCAAGCUGGAUUCCAAUUCAAUUUUUCCUGUGCCCUAACGCAAGCUUUGCUUUUUCCAGAAUUUUCUCCUGGCUUGAAGUGCUCGCUCCUGUGCUCUGCUCCCGAGCUGUACUUCCUGACACUCCAGCUCCAGCUCCAGCACUGCUCUCUGCACUUCUGCAGGGACCACAGUCGCACACAGCUGGCACAGGAGCUCUGAGCUGCCCAAUCCCUCUCUCACCUCCACAAAGCCGGUGCUGACCAGCAUCCUCUAUUCAAACUCUGCGCAUUUUGCCUCUAAAAGUUCCUUUCAGGCAGGGAGAUUGAGCAGAGAAGUGGGAGCAGGCAGCACUCAGGCUCUUCCACCCGCGGCUCUGCGCUGCUGUUAACCCCAGCCGAGCAGAGGCGGCGCAGAUGUGGGGGGAGCAGGGUGCUCCAGUCCCUCCUGCUCCUUCUGCCGCUGGAUUUUUCCCCUCUAUCAGUGGUCUUUAACACGAUCACAACAUGCAGCACAAUGCUUUAAAACAGCAAAGCUUCUGGAAAACCCAAACAAAAGGAACGUCACCCGGUGACGUCAGCCUAUAUAGAGCCCUGUGUGGUCGCAGCGCAUAAGCAAACCCAUUCUUGUGCCGCUUCCCUGAAAAGCUUUUCAGUAAAUGCACUCAUGCUACUACAGGAGCUUCUCUCAGCAAUAAGCCACCCAUCUGCCAUCAACAAGUUAGGACUAAAGGAAGCCACAGCUGCGGAAAAGGAAAACGUGAGCUUCAAUUAACCAGCUGAGCAGCCACGGAGGACGAAAACUUGUCUUAAGAUUUAAAAAUUGCAGACCUGUCAGAGGAGAUCAAGGCAGCGAUUUCAAAAGGAAUAUUCCAAGAGAACAUCGUGGAUUUUGCACUAAUAUCAAAGGACACUAAACCCGGUCAAUUAUUCAAGGCUGUCUUACAUUAGAGCCUUUCACAGACUCACGGCGUUGAGUCUCAAACUACGACUGAAUGCACCCUCCAAUGUACUCAAAAGAAUGGGCUUACAUUUCAAGUGGCCAUUAGGGGCUCGUAUGCUGGCAGCACUAUAUGCAAUGAGUAUGGUUUUAAAAAUGCUGCCUGCCUUGGGCAUGGCUUGUCCACCAAAAUGUCGCUGUGAGAAGCUGCUCUUUUACUGUGACUCUCAGGGGUUUCACUCAGUGCCAAACACCACUGAAAAGGGCUCGCUAGGUUUGUCACUGAGGCACAAUUAUAUUUCUGAACUUGAAAGGGAUCAAUUUGCAAGCUUCAGUCAACUUACUUGGCUUCACUUAGAUCAUAAUCAAAUUGCAACAGUCAGAGAAGAUUCUUUUCAAGGACUGUAUAAACUUAAGGAAUUAGUCUUAAGUUCCAACAAAAUCUUUCAUUUGCCAAACACAACUUUUAGCCAGCUGCUUAACCUGCAGAAUUUGGACCUCUCUUUUAAUCAGUUAUCCUCUCUGCACCCCGAGCUCUUCUACGGCCUUCGCAAGCUACAGACCUUGCACUUGCGAUCCAACUCCCUGCGGACCAUCCCGGUCCGCCUGUUCUGGGACUGCCGUAGCCUGGAAUUCCUGGAUUUGAGCACAAACCGCCUGCGAAGUUUGGCUCGCAAUGGAUUUGCGGGAUUAAUCAAGCUGAGGGAGCUUCACCUAGAGCACAACCAGCUGACAAAGAUUAAUUUUGCUCAUUUCCUCCGGCUGAGCAGCCUGCACACGCUCUUCUUGCAGUGGAACAAAAUCAGCAACUUGACAUGUGGGAUGGAGUGGACCUGGGGCACCUUAGCAAAGCUCGAUUUGACUGGAAAUGAAAUCAAAGCCAUCGACCUCACCGUCUUUGAAACUAUGCCUAACCUUAAAACCCUCCUCAUGGAUAACAACAAGCUCACCACUCUGGAUUCCAAGAUCCUGAGCUCGCUGACAUCCCUCACCACCGUGGGCCUCUCCGGCAAUCUGUGGGAAUGCAGCUCAAAGAUCUGCGCCUUGGCCACAUGGUUGAGUGGCUUCCAAGGUCGGUGGGAGCACUCCAUCCUCUGCCACAGCCCCGACCACACCCAGGGAGAGGAUAUUCUGGAUGCAGUGUAUGGUUUUCAGCUUUGCUGGAAUUUAUCGACUGUGGUUACCCCCGUGGCUACGACGUCGUACACGGCUCCAACUACCGAGUACACGAAAAGAAUCAGCUCCUCUCAUUUCCAUGUGGGAGACAAAGAGAUUCCAACUACGGCAGGCAUGGUCGUUACCACCGAAGAACAGUUCCCCGAGCCAAACAAUGCCAUCUUCACUCAGAGGGUAAUUACGGGAACAAUGGCUUUAUUGUUUUCUUUCUUUUUUAUCAUUUUUAUAGUGUUCAUCUCCAGGAAGUGCUGCCCUCCCACACUCAGAAGAAUUAGGCAGUGCUCAAUGAUUCAAAACCACAGGCAGCUCCGAUCCCAAACGCGGCUGCACAUGGCCAAUAUGUCAGACCAAGGACCCUAUAACGAGUACGAACCCACCCACGAAGGACCCUUCAUCAUCAUCAAUGGCUACGGACAGUGCAAGUGCCAGCAGCUGCCCUAUAAAGAAUGUGAAGUAUAAUACCUACAGCCUGUCACAAAGUAAAUCAGAUAAGUAACCUACUUUAAAAUUGUAGGGACCUACAUCAGAUUCUAAUUUUUACAAAUGUUGACAUAAAGCCUAAUUUUCCAAGCUACUUAAUGGAAACAUUGUUUAUGGAGUGGUGCAGUAUUUUUAAGUUUUUUAAAAAAUAAAUCCAUAAUAUUUUCAGUGUUAAAAAAGCAAUGAUUACAUUAAACUUGCACUCCUACUGUUUAAAAGUCUAAAGAGAUGCUCACCUCAAGCUAUGUAAAAUGUUUCAUGUUAUGUAAUUAUAUGACUGUGUGUAAACAUUUAUACCCGAGUCUCCAUAUUCUACUUUUUCUACUGCAAACAGUCCGAGGGAAGGAGGCUGGAAAUGCGUGCAGGGAUCUGUGGGGGACGUGCGCUCCGUUUGCUCCACUGCAGCUGGAGGAUCCCAAACACUGCAGCUGGCUCCGGGCACUUUAAGGGCAGCCAGGGAGGAAGGUUUCCUCCUCUGAGCAUUCCACUCCAGUAAGGGAAGGGAGGGAAAACAAAAGAAAGGGAAAAAAAAAAAAGCAUAAAGAGAAGCAAAGGUCCAGGUGGGAAUUUCAGUGUACUGGGGUGAAUUUAUUUGAAAUACAGUUUUGCUCUGUACGUGUUUGUGGCUUGGAUUGCUGAAAGGCACGGCAGGCACAGGAGGAGCAGGAUGGGCACACACACACAGAGCCCUGGGCAGGUUGGGCACACACACACACACAGAGCCCUGGGCAGGAUGGGCACAGACACACACACACACACACAGAGCCCUGGGCAGGAUGGGCACACACACACACAGACACACACACAGAGCCCUGGGCAGGAUGGGCACACACACACACACAGACACACACACAGCCCUGGGCAGGAUGGGCACACACACACACACAGAGCCCUGGGCAGGAUGGGCACACACACACACAGACACACACACAGAGCCCUGGGCAGGAUGGACACACACACACACAGACACACACACAGCCCUGGGCAGGAUGGACACAGACACACACAGACAGCUCCAGGCAGGAUGGGCACAGACACACACAGACACACAGACACACACACACACACACACACAGCCCUGGGCAGGAUGGACACACACACAGAGCCCCAGGCAGGAUGGGCACAGACACAAACACACACACACACACACACACACACACACACACACACACACACACAGAGCCCUGGGCAGGAUGGGCACACACACACACAGAGCCCUGGGCAGGAUGGGCACACACACACACAGAGCCCUGGGCAGGAUGGGCACACUCUCCCCCAGGAGUAGGAUGGGCACACACACACUUUCAGGAAGGAUGGGCACACACUCCCCAGGAGCAGGACAGCCCUCCAUGUGUCCCCAAACUGGCAGUGCAGCUUCUUUAGGGAGGCUCAGCACGCCAGGAUCGAUUGGAAAUAUUAAGUACAUUCAGUCCUCGGCUCCCUGAUUUCACUUGAUGAUGCUUUUCAUGAAUUCAGGCUAAUUACUUAAUGACGAUGAACAAACAGCAUUUCAACACCUUUUCAUGUGUAAAUACCCUUAAUGCAAGGUUCUCUUAAUUAAAAGCAAAUAUCAACAGCGAGGUUAAGGAGAAGAGGGAAGGGAGAAAGGAAGGAAGGAAGAAGCCUCUCUUUGUCCCCCUGCUGCCCCCCCAGCUGAGGCUUCCUCUCACUGGGAAGCUAUUUUCAUGCACUAACUCCACUGGUUUCUCUGGAGACAGAAUUAGCCCCUGUAAUAUAAGCUCUCACUUGUCCUCCUCUUCCAAAAUUCAAGAUAAAAAAAGACCCCUUCUGAUAAGUUAGGAGAAUAUGAUUAGUUUAUAGAAUAGUUCACUGAAAAAUGUUUUGUUUCUUACUCAAUAUGGGACAGAAUCUAAACUAGUAUGACUUUUUAAAAAAUCAUAUAAAAAUAUAUAUAUACACACACACCUCAUUCUAAGGGGUAAUUUGGUUUCUUUAGCCAGAAGUACCAUAUUGCUAUUUAUACUCUAUUAUGGAAUUAUAUGUAAAUAUUUGCAGAUCUAUGCAGUGAUGGUGGUACUCAGAUGCCACGAGGGUGGGGGGGUGGGGGGUCUGCAAAGGAUUACAUUAUUUUUAAGUCAACUGCUCAAAUAUUGUAAACAUUCUAACCAAAGCUAAAAGAUUCAGAGGGAUGGAGAAUUAUUUUAUAUAUAUAUACAUGUAUGUAUAACUAAAAAAUGUGUUGUGUCCAAUGCUGCAGUGUUAAACAAUUACCAGCACACUCCGAUGAAGAAACGAAAUUCCUCACAGUGUUGCCAUACCUUGACCAAAUCCAUAAUUACAGUAUGCUAAUUGUGAUGUACUAAACUAUCCUGCAAACUUUUUAAACAGGAAAACCACUGCAUAAAAAUCUGUUUGCUAUUUCACUCUGCUUUCCUCUCUGUAUUACCACUUAGUGAGGUAUUUAGGGUGCAAUUAUACAACAGUUUGAUGUUUUCUUGUGAGAUGAAUUUGUCCAAGGCAAUUAUAGCAAGAUAAGUAACUUCUGUUAAGAUUUUACAUAAAGGUUUUACAAUUGCUGGUUUUGAAGAUAUUAAUUUGCAUCAUUUUACUUUUACACACAGUGCCCUUAUUAUAAAACCAGGAUUUUGUUUACUUCCCUUGACUCUACUUUAAUGGAAGAGAUCCACUGAAGCCUAAUGGAUAUCCAUAGAGAUCUCUUUGAACUCUUGUUACUGUUAAUACUAAGAUGAAUCCAUUUACACCUGUUCUGGGAAAUUAAUUACUGCUUUUAACUGACUACAAAAAGAAUCUGCGGGGUAGGUGGACAAAGAGCAGAUAUUCUGGAUGAUUAAAUCCCACGUGAGACGAAGGCCAGAGCUAAGCUGAGAAAUACCAACCCAUACUGGUCCCCAGGGGUAUGCAGCUGACUGCAGGAAGAUUUGCUUUGCUCCUUCCCAUAACUGAGUGCUCACAGCUCUUCCAGGGUACUGCUCUAGGAGCAGGUGAGUGGGCACUGAGUGGGCACUGCUGUCCCUGCCCUGCACGGUACAGGUCAGCUCUGGGAGCCUGGGGAUGAUUUCACCUCCAGCACCAGGGUACCAGCACAACAAAGUGAUCACUGAGUCCUUAAUUAUCCUGGCAGCCAAAUCAUGUGGCUGUGCUGCCACCCCCAUCAGAUGUCACCACUGGCAGGUGACAGGAGGCAAUCCCACCCUGUCCUGCAGGAACCCUGGCUGUCACAGCUCGAGACCCUCAGUCUUCCACACAGGAACAAGUGGCUACUUGAUGAGGAGCCAAGGUUGCUCCAGAGGAGGAGCUUUCCCACCAGCCCAGCUCUGUCCCACUCCAUCUUUAUGAGCUCUUAAUUCCACCCAAGAAGAGCCAAUGCUGGAUUAAACCCUCCUCUCCAUCCCUGCCACUCACAGCCAUUUUCCAAGCAUUAAAGCUGCUCCAGUGCCUCUCCAAGCACCCAAGUUCUCCCUCCCAGCAGCACUCCCCGUUUCCAGUGGUCCUGCAGUGCUGGAUUGCAGACAGCAGAGCAGGAGGCUGGUGGGCACAGGACAGGGGGCACAGCUUGGCUGGCACAGCUCAGCACCGCUCCCCUUCCCUCUCUGUAUUCCUCACUAACCCACAGCCAAGCUCCCAAAGGCCCUGCUUUACCUCUGCUAUUUCCAAACCCAUUUGUUGCCAGGUUCCAGGCAUAAGCAAAGCAAUUCAGCAAACAUUACAUUUAGGGUAACAGGUAUCAUAAAACUCCCAGAAUGUCAAACAGUAGCAGGGAAGUCAACUUGAAUUCCCUGUGGAGGCAAGUGAGCACCAGGCAGAGCCAGCACUCUGCACAAGGACACGGCCACAGGCUGUUAAUAUUUUUUAUUUUAAAGUUACUGUCUUCCAUUGGCAAUUGCUUGUGACUCUUCCAGGCAAGGAGGGGAUAGGAAUAAUUGUGCUACUCGGCAGUCCCUGAUUUAUUUUGUUGAUGGAACAAGAACCACGAUGAUUUGGUUUAAAUUAAUCGUAUUUCAGCACUGGCUGCUGGCAGGAGCUUGUUAACCUGCCCUCCCCAAACAGCAUCUCUGCUGCACAGCCUCGGUUUGUACAGAUCCCACAUUGCUUACAGGUGUUUCAACACCUCCAGCACAACCUCACAGGUCUUUGGGUCUUUUAGAAAUAUAAUUUCUUGUCCUGUUUUUGAGGUCUUCAUCCCCUCCUCACUGAUGUCCAGGCAGCUCCCCCUUCUCCCCACCCUCGUGCCAGUGAAAGGCAAACCCAGCAGCACAAGUUCAGGUUUUGAGUCAUUCUCCUGGAACAGGCUGAAUUAAUGCUCCCAGUUAGUCUCUCUGCAUUAGAUCAGUGUUUAAAUGCACACAAGUAGGAAUUACUCGAUGAAGGGUGAAAUGGGUGAGUGUUCAGGCUGCAGCUGAAGCGUUCCUCUGCUCUGAGCUCCCGUUCCCUAUCAGAUGGAAACAGAAUGAAUGCUGCUCCAUCAGUGUGAGGUUUUGUUUGCUUCUCCCCCAAGCAGAAAUGAUCCAAUUUUUCAGUGAUCAUCCCCAUGCAAAUCUGAGCAUCUGAGCUUCUGUCCCAUUACCCCCUUACAAGACAGGGGCCUAUUGCUACCUUGUAAAACCAGAAACAUCCCACGGCUUUAAACCAGAAAUCUGCACUACACACUUAUUUUUAAUGUGUCUAAGAUAAUUUCUGUACUACUUUAAUGGAAAUAAAGUUGAUUUAAUUUUGUGAUCUGUGUAGCGAUCAAAAUCCAUCUGUUCAGACCUAUGAAACUUACCCAGGAGCUGAAUUUCAUCUUUCUUAUGAAGUUUUCCAUAAAAAUUAAACAAGUUCAGAGGGGGAUACAGUACUUCUCCUCCCCCCCAAAAAGGAACAGGCAAGGAAACAAGAGAAACCAAAGGCAGCAGCUCCUCCCUCCCCACACCUUCCUCCACUUCAAAUGUCCCAGAUGCUAAAAUUGGUGCUGGGCUUUGCUUUUUAAGGCACCACAUUAGCAGGAUGCUUAGAGAUAAUUUCAGAAUCAGCUGGAAAUUCAGCAUUUCACAUCUUGUGUAAAAAUCUUCUGAGAGGCAUCUAGGGAAAGGCAGCAGGAGCUUUGAGUGGUAUAACCAGGCCUCAGAUGGGGUGAAACACUGUUGUACGCUGCUGUGUGAGCACUGAGAAGCUAGGGCUGCCAUCUCCCAACCACUCCUUUGUAAAAAGCCAAACAAAACCCACCCCAUUUUUCUUUUUACUAAUGAAAACACUAGUAAGUGAACUAUUCUACCAGCUUAGCAACCCAAGAUUACAGAGUCCUAGAUGCAUUGUGUUUAAAUUGUUUCAAGAGCCAAUUUCUGGUGGGAGGGGGUGUGAGUAAUGGAGUAAAACAAGUGCAGUGUACAGAAGCAUUUUGUUAUUAAAAUUGUGUA